This is a messenger RNA of Penicillium maclennaniae, 975 nucleotides long. RefSeq lists its product as uncharacterized. The record is from RefSeq and is a predicted model, not a curated record. Bases 1 to 975 code for a protein of 324 amino acids. The transcript has a single exon. Gene Ontology annotation, molecular function: arylformamidase activity. NCBI's taxonomy places the organism in Eukaryota, Fungi, Ascomycota, Eurotiomycetes, Eurotiales, Aspergillaceae.
AUGGCCCAAUCCCUUCCCGACAAAUUCGACGACCUCCCAGACAAGCGCCGCUACUGGCCAGGCCACCCCGGCUCAGCAGAAGAAGGCCUGGGCAUGCUACGCAUCCUGACUCCUGAAAUAGUCGCCGACGCAGCUCGGACCCAGAUCCAGACUGGCGAGCGCGUGUGUCUGAACUGGGAUAUCGAGAAUUUGACUCCACCAGGCUUUGGUCGCAAGCCAUUUGAACACAUUAUCAAAUGGGUCGCUCCGGGCGUGGCCUUCGACGAUGAAUACCACUUCAACCCGCAGCAAGGCUCGCAAUGGGAUGGCCUUCGCCACCAUAAUGCACCUGCGCCGACACCCGAGGACCCUGAACGGAGGCUAUUCUAUGGUGGUACGACCGCGUCAGAGAUCAUUGACUCGGGCUCUCCACGCAUCGGUAUCGGGUUCUGGGCGAAGAAAGGCAUUGCUGGUCGUGGUGUCUUGAUCGACUAUGUUUCCUACGCUGAAAAGAAAGGAAUCCCCACCAAUGCAUUGACUCGCCAGACGGUAACUCUAGACGAGGUGCUGGAGAUUGCGCGCGAGUGCAACAUCACCUUCCAAAAAGGUGACAUCUUCUUCCUGCGCAUCGGUCUUCCGGGAACAUGGGCCGCGAUGUCAAAGUCUCAGCGAGAGGAGUAUAGCGCACAGGAAAUGCCGCAGCAUAUGGGCAUUGAGCAGAGUGAGCGGGUGCUGCGCUUUAUGUGGGACAACCAUUUUGCGGCGGUUGCAUCUGAUGCGGUCAGCUUUGAGGUAUUCCCGGCGAAAGAUCCUGAGUUUGAUUUACAUCAUCAUCUCCUGGCGGGUUGGGGUGUCCCUAUUGGUGAGAUGUUUGAUCUGGAGGAGUUGGCUGCUACGUGUAAGCGGCUUGGACGCUGGAGUUUCUUUAUCUCUAGUAGUCCAUUGAACUGUGCGAGGGGUGUCUCCAGCCCACCUAACUGUAUGGCAAUCUUCUAG